GGCGCCAGGUUCCCGGAUGGAGGUGAUGGUGAUCGCCAUUUGGGCAAGAGCAGCAGCCGCGGAGGGCGCUAGGUGGCUGCUACUAUGAGAUCCCCGACCCAGCUGCUGCUGCUCGUGCUGUUGGCCUUUCCCGCCGCUCUGUUGCUCGGUGGAGUUCGCGGCGGCCCCGGUUCAAGUUUACUAGUUGCAGCCCAAGAUGCUACGGAGGAUGAAGAAGCAGUGGAAGAUACGGUAGUUGAAGAUGAAGAUGAUGAAGCUGAAGUUGAAGAAGAUGAACCCACAGACUUGAUAGAAGAAAAAGAGGAAGAAGACUUAUCAGGAGAACCUAAAGCCUCACCUAGCGCCGAUACAACUAUCUUGUUUGUGAAAGGCGAAGACUUUCCUGCAAACAACAUUGUAAAAUUCCUGGUAGGCUUCACCAACAAGGGUACAGAGGAUUUUAUUAUUGAGUCUCUUGAUGCCUCUUUCCGGUACCCUCAGGACUAUCAGUUUUUCAUCCAGAAUUUCACAGCUCUUCCUCUGAACACAGUGGUUCCACCACAAAGACAGGCCACAUUUGAGUACUCAUUCAUCCCUGCAGAGCCUAUGGGUGGUCGUCCCUUCGGACUGGUUAUAAAUCUGAACUACAAAGACUUAAAUGGCAAUGUGUUCCAAGAUGCUGUCUUCAAUCAAACUGUUACAAUUAUUGAAAAAGAAGAUGGAUUGGAUGGAGAAACAAUCUUCAUGUACGUGUUCCUGGCAGGACUUGGCCUACUUGUCAUUGUUGGUCUACAUCAACUGCUAGAAUCUAGGAAAAGAAAGAGACCAGCACAGAAAGUAGAGAUGGGCACAUCAAAUCAAAAUGACGUUGACAUGAGCUGGAUUCCUCAAGAAACUUUAAAUCAGAUCAAUAAAGCUUCACCCAGGCGGUUGCCACGCAAAAGGGUACAGAAGAGAUCAGUGGGAUCUGAUGAGUAAAUGUUAAUUAAUACAACAAUUCAGCCUUUACUAAUCCUGCCUCUCCUCCCCCUUUUUUUCCCCUGGAUUGCAGUAGUGCACAGAAUCCAUAUCAACACGAGGAAAAUACUAUUUGGACUGAUCAAUUUAUCUGACUGGUGAUAACAUUGCUGAAAAUGUACUUCUCAUCCCUUUUUUAAGAUAACAAAAUUGCUUUGGGGGCAGUGGGAAUGAGAGUUAACCAUUAAGAUGUGUGUGUAUAAACAGUUGAUCUUAACAAUCAUUGUGCUACCUGAAAUGUGCCUUUAGAGUCCUAUGUAAUGCUGGCUUGUCAUCUGAAACCUUUCUGAAGUUUCUCUCCCCUCCCGCCCCCCAGAAAUCCAAAUGUGUAGUUGCCUAAUCUAGUCUGAUUGUAUCCUGUUUUAUAUAUAAGUCUUCAUGCCUUUUUAUUAUGUAGUAUCCUAAAGCUAUGAACUUCAUUCUUUGCUACACACAUAGCUACUUUUGUUAGGAUUUUUUGUAUGUUCCUACUUCAGUGAUGAUGCACUGAUUAUCUGGACUUUUUUUAAAUGUAGUUAGUAUUCUAAAGGCACAAGCAGGUGUAACUGCUUUUAGCAGUACAGAAUUUUUUUUGCUGCUGUUUGAUAUAAUGCGCACACUGAGACCUAAGAAUCCAAAUGUAUUUGUAUAAAUGUUAGAGGGAUUUUUACAGCAGCAAAAUUUGUGAAGCAUGGAAUGGUAUGUAAUCUAUAUAAAAUUCUUUUUACAAAACCCCCCGUUAUAUCUGUUUAAAUUGUUAGUUUAUUUAACUGGUGCCAACAAUUCUGGUAUUUUGGACCAUAGAGAGCUUUGGAAUGUUUGCUUAAGUAAUUAAUAGGCCCCAAUUAGUGUUCAGUGACUUCCCCACCCUUACAAAAACUAGAAGAAUCACAGGUAGCAAAAUGCAUUGAGUUUCAUAAGUUAUAUUGGAUGCAAAAGAUAACUCUUACGAAGUUGUAUGUUACGCAGAGACUCUAGUUAAUGUACAGUAAAGAGACUAAUUUUAAUUUCAAAUAUAACCUGCAGGUGUACAAAGCUGAGUUUUUAAAUGACAGUAAAAAAGAAAUUAACUUUGGCCCUUUCUUUUGUGAAGUUAUGUGAAGUUUUGAUCUUAGUGAAGUACAUAAAUUUUGUUGUAAAAUACUCAUAGCUUUUUAAAGUAGCUGAGUCAUAGUGAAAUGACAGCUAUUGGAAAUACCUAAUUCUUACUCAGACUUUAAAUUAGAUGGUGCUUCAUGCAAGUUUUGUUUAACUUCUUCAGAUUGAUAAUUCCAGUAUAUUCCCAUUAUUAAAUACAUGCUAGUUUAACAUACAUUUAAAAGAUACAAUGCAAGCUAUCCACCCUCAAAUAGGAUUUGUGUUGUAGAAGACUCUAGCUUCAUGAUUAUUAUGAACUUAAGUACAGAUCUGUCACUAAAAAUGUAUAGGAGAAUAAGUUUUGGCAUAGGCAACUGGAUUUCAGUCCUGCAUUCUCUGACAGUAAAAGGAAGGAACAUAGGGUCAUAGUUUUGUAUACAGAUAUUUAGGUAUCUAAAGAUAUAGAUAGGUGCUUCUGAAAAUCCAACCUGUCUGAGUCAUUAGGUGCCUAAAUACCUUAGUCAUCAUUUUGAAGUUUGCUCAGUUUGGGAAAGGCAGUGAUUGGGACGUGUAGCUUAGUUUUAUAGUUUUCCUAGUGCUUAUUUCUUGAUCUGCCUUUGUUCUGCAGGGACUGAGCAUCUGAGCCAAUGACAGAUGAACAAUACCUGCAAAUCACUUCACCACACUCGGUGUGAAACAGGGUCUAAGGUCUGAAACUCCCUGUACUGGCGCUACUAUACUAUAAACUUCCCUGUAAAUGAA
Messenger RNA from Malaclemys terrapin pileata, 2814 nucleotides. It is a transcript of the gene SSR1, whose product is annotated as signal sequence receptor subunit 1. Lineage: Eukaryota; Metazoa; Chordata; Testudines; Emydidae. The record is from RefSeq and is a predicted model, not a curated record. Bases 85 to 957 code for a protein of 290 amino acids. The transcript is spliced from 8 exons. Gene Ontology annotation, cellular component: endoplasmic reticulum membrane; endoplasmic reticulum.